Messenger RNA from Suillus discolor, 486 nucleotides. RefSeq lists its product as uncharacterized. Lineage: Eukaryota; Fungi; Basidiomycota; Agaricomycetes; Boletales; Suillaceae. The coding region runs from base 29 to 469 and encodes 146 amino acids. The transcript has a single exon. The record is from RefSeq and is a predicted model, not a curated record.
AUUCUUUUGGUACGACAACUCAAGAAAUAUGAUAGUAAUGUGGACGUCCUUGAAGUUGUUUUCCAUAACAUCCACCGUUGUUCUUCUUGCACUCAUCCUCCGGACCUCCGAGUCAAUUCAUGCCCGUGUCUCCAGUCCUAUCCUCACAAGAAACUCCUCCACGGCACUGUCGCUGAAGCGGGACGUACCAGAUGUGCUGCUGCCGUCCAUGACGAGCGUCUCGUUAGUAGAGUCUGUUAGACCACGUCCCACCAUUGGCGUAGUACCACACAGUUUUCUCGAUGUCCGUGAAACCAGGGUCACGGGCGGUGGUGUUGAUGGCGUCGACUGCGGCAGUGUAAGUCAAACGUUGACUGGCAGAUUCGUGCAAUGCUUUUCGCCACCCCAAUUGCAAGUAAGCUGGAGAAAUGGUGCACAGUGCAGACACUCUACACGACGAGCGCUGCUCGGCAUUUCCACAUUUACAUAGAGCAAGUCCCCCGGAUG